Molecule: messenger RNA, 3474 nt
Organism: Brienomyrus brachyistius
Lineage: Eukaryota; Metazoa; Chordata; Actinopteri; Osteoglossiformes; Mormyridae
Gene: pycr1b
Product: pyrroline-5-carboxylate reductase 1b
Exons: 8
Coding region: 1601-2560 (319 amino acids)
Biological process (GO): L-proline biosynthetic process
Molecular function (GO): pyrroline-5-carboxylate reductase activity
Source: RefSeq, a predicted model, not a curated record
ACUGACUGCGUGUCUGAUUGGGAGCAAAGUAAUUUCAUGGGGGUUCAAACACAUUAUUUAGUUAUAUUACUGAACCAGAGGUACUGACAACUGGUGGACGCUACAAAGGGGGACCCUUGGUCCUUGGCUGUGUGUCGCUCAUAGAACUUGGACCUUGGGAAAAAAUAAUCAAGUACCUCUGAUAUAAACCCAGUUGCCAAAACAAUUAUGAUGCACAAUUACAUUAUCAGAGAAGCCAGCUCACACACCUGCACUGCACAGACACUUAACGUAUUACAGGCUGUGCUUUUGAAAAGCAGAAAUGUGUUCCAGUUGUGAAGAAGAAAAAAAUUCUUUCCGAAAUAUCUGUCAUUGUUAAAUCUGAUAAAGUAACCGAUGAAAGGGUCCUACUGGACCCCAGAGACAUUUGCUUGUCACUUUGAAUACAAGUAAUACAACAAAAGCAACGACAGCAACUAAGAAAAGCCCUGUGGCAAGUAGGAAGAGAUGCUGCCGGAUAUAUAUUUGCGAUUCCUGAUCUGUGACUGCUCUAAAGAUCCCCCCACUUGACUGCAGAAAGCCAUUUUGGGGAAGCGUGACACACCAGGAAUGAAGAUCACUCAAGUCCCUUGGCCUUCUGGGGUGUGGGGGGGGGGGUGCUCUCACGUUUGACAUUAGCUGACGAACAGCAUCCAUACCGCUAGUGUCGAGUGAAGCGGCAUGCAAAGGCCAGGGCAUUACAGGAGGAACGUGCAGCAAUUUCGGGCUGAAAAAAACACCCCCACCCCAAAUUCAUGCGAAGCCGCGCAGGCGGGUUUUAGUCCGGUGGAGACCAAGAGGAACUAAGUUUCCCUGGAGGUUUAAAAUAAACAUCAGAUCAUGCCCUGAAUCCCGCAUCUCGGGCACCUGGCGCCACUGACGACCCGACAGCGACACACGUUGGCAGGAGUGAUUUACACUGCGAUUAGCGCGCGGACGGACGUCUGCAAGCAGCAAAUCUGCGUUCAGUGCGAACUUUCCCUCUGCAUUGUGUUAGGCUACGAAAUUGACGUACGGCUCAUCUGGAGGUCGCGUCAGAUGAUGCGUGUAAUAUAAUAUGCUUUUAUCAAACAGAACCGUUCUAUUUGCACGUUCGUAUCACUCAUCCGGCUUUGAUGUAAUUGUUUUAUCAUUUUAAAUGGCAAAAACAACAUUUUUGGAAAAUCAUCCAAAUCGCCUCGAUGCGCCCGCCUCUGGGAGCGUACGGACCUAUUUAAUCACACCAGCUUCCGUGCUUUGAACUUGACCCACAUUUUUUUUGUCUAAGAAUCCCUGUUACUGCUCCCGUGAACAUGAUGCAACAAAGCCCUUAAGCUUAUGUAUAUAUUUAUCGUCCAACCAUUGGCUACAGGAACAGCCGAGCUCGCUAGCGAUUGGUCGGUGAGCGUGCCAAUUAAAAUUCCUACCCGAAACACGUGGGCGGGGGAAGAGGAGGCGGCCACGUUGACACGAAGCGGCGUGUUAUUUGAGAAACAAAAAAAGCCGGUUGAGUUUUUAUUAGCGGCCUGAGGACGUAGCCGGUUUUACGCCUAACGUUUUAUUUAGGCGUUGGUGUUGAUCUUUUGUUGCAAAGGAGACCGCAAUGAGUGUGGGGUUUAUUGGAGCGGGCCAGCUCGCCCACGCCUUAGUCAAAGGCUUUACCGCAGCCGGUGUAAUCGCGACCCAUAAGAUCACGGCCAGUUCGCCGGACACCGAGCUUCCCACGGUGUCAGGCCUCAGGAAAAUGGGGGUGAACUUCACCACCAGCAACAAGGAGACGGCCAACCGGAGUGACGUGCUCUUCCUUGCCGUCAAGCCACACAUCAUCCCCUUUGUGUUGGACGAGAUCGGGCCUGACAUCCAGGACCGGCACCUCAUUGUGUCCUGUGCGGCCGGUGUCACAAUCAGCUCCAUCGAGAAGAAGCUUGUCCAGUACCGGCCGGCUCCCCGUGUCAUGCGCUGCAUGACCAACACGCCGGUGGUGGUGCGGGAGGGGGCCACGGUGUACGCUGUGGGCACACACGCCGAGGCGGAGGACGGCAGACUGCUGGAGCAGCUCAUGGCCAGUGUGGGCUUCUGCACCGAGGUGGAGGAGGACCUCAUCGACGCCGUCACCGGCCUGAGCGGCAGCGGCCCUGCCUACGCGUUUACGGCCUUGGAUGCCCUCGCGGACGGCGGGGUGAAGAUGGGCCUGCCCAGGAGGUUAGCCGUCCGGCUGGGAGCUCAAGCCUUACUGGGCGCGGCCAAGAUGUUGCUGGACUCGGAGCAGCAUCCCGGCCAACUGAAGGAUAAUGUGUGCUCACCAGGGGGUGCCACCAUCCACGCCCUGCACUUCCUGGAGAGCGGUGGAUUCCGCAGCCUGCUCAUCAAUGCCGUGGAGGCCUCUUGCAUUCGAACUAGGGAGCUGCAGUCCCUGGCCGACCAGGAGAGCAUCUCUCCGGCUGCCAUCAAGAAGACGACGCUGGACAAGGUUCUGCAGCAGACAGGCGUGGCAGCAGCGGGGGGGCCCAAGGCGGCCGCCAGCCUCUUCAACAAGAGCAACCCGGCCUGGAAAAAAAACUGAGGCCCCCCCCGAGUGGGCGUGGCCAGGGCCACACUGUGGGCAGGAUCCUGGGCAUAUAGGUUCAGUCAGACAAACACGCAUACAUGCGCUAACAAAGUGGGGGGGGUAUGACCUCCAUCUGAACUCUGAGCUACAGGCUGGGGGGUGUUUAGCUCUGGAUAAAUCAGUUUUUACAUUUACGUUGUGGGGAGGCCUGGUUGUGCCCCCCCCCACCCCAUCUUUGUAAUCUGCAGUAUUACGUUGUAGGAUCUACAGCCGCACUUUCCUCAUGUCAGCCUCGUCCAUGGGGUCUGCAGUGACCCAGUUCGCCUCCGGCAUGUCAGCCACUUCAAAGCCAAUUCCAGGAAGGGUUUUGACGGCCCGUGAGUCUCUCCUUCCUUUCCCACCCCCGGGAAAUUUCUAGCGCAUUCCAUGGCAAAUUUCUCCUCUCCACCUGGUGGACGGCCCCUUCCUGACGUCCCCGUCCCUGUCCGGUGCCCCGGUCUUUUCCGCAUACCAGUCGAGGGCCGUCGCUCAUUCCGCUCUGUCCUCUAAGGUCCUCCUUAGGUAUUAAGCCUAAAGCAGAUUCUAAGCCGUUUAUUUUACCUUGUUGCAUUAGUGCGUUUUCAUCUCCCGAAACUCCCGGCUUUGUGCCCCUUUGCAGUGCCAGGCGGCGCCUCCUUUGUUUGAGAGAUGCCUUAGCAGGUUUCGCAGGUUACGGACGGGAACGCCUUUGCAGUCAGAAAAAUAUGUCUUUUUAUGCCCUUUAAUUAGUUUUCUUGGACAGGAUCAUGUAGAAAUAUCAGUCCAAGUGUAGUUGCACUAAUUUGUACUGAGAUGUCAGAACCUUCUGUCUCUUUCUUUUUAUUGAAUUUAUAAAUUGGUUUGUGCCGACAAUGUGUUUCAUACAGUAUUAAUUAAAGGUGCUUCUCGUC